AUGGCGGAGAUGGUGGAGGCCAACGGGCUGCGCGAUUGGGAAUCUCUGGAGAAGUUGUUGGGUUGUUACCUGACAAUGAACGAGAAGAGCAACCACGACUACAUCGUCGCCACUUUCGUCGAUUUGCUCGUCGGCCUCUCUUUCGUCGCCACCGCUAAGGAUGCGGCGCCGGAGGAGGGUUGUUGUUGCUCGAGCCGCCACCACCGCGGCCGGCAACAUUACUCGCCGUCGUCGCUGCUCUUGUUCUACACUUCUUUCUCUUCGUCUUGUAGUUCGUCGGAGGAUUCUUCGUCAACCCCGACGAACCAAGCCGAGAGAAUAGCAAGCAAGCAAGCGGAGGAUUAG
Linum tenue is the source of this 345-nucleotide messenger RNA. Lineage: Eukaryota; Viridiplantae; Streptophyta; Magnoliopsida; Malpighiales; Linaceae. The record is from the annotation of a GenBank genome assembly.